CUUAUAAUUUAUUAUCGUUAGUAUAUUAUGUAUAUAUUACAGUUUCAAAAUAGAAAGAAUUAAUUAGUAAAAUUUGAAUUUUAUAAAAAUUUUAAUAACGAUUUGAUAAAACAUACGAUGCAUUGGAAAAAAUAUAAACAAAUGUAUCUUUAGAUUGAUUGAACCAGCCAUAGUCACCUAAAUGACGGUAGUUUGUAUACAUGUUAAGUGCUGCGAGAAAAUAACCUCUAAUGGAAAGCAUAAAACCGGUAGAAAAUGUCUCGAAAUGUAUUAAAACUAUUUGUCCAUCACCGGAGGAACUUAGUGUCAUAACAAAUAAUGUAAAGUGUGAUAAAUGCGGGCUCGUAUUUAAAAAUGGACCGAGGUAUCGGUUACACGAUCUUAAAGUACAUCAACGUAAAAAUUUAGAUAAAACAAUAAAAGAAAAUGUACAAUAUCAUUGCCCAGUAGAAUCUUGUAUUUACGCUCCGAAAGCCGAAAGGCAUUUUAGUACUAUGAAAUAUCUUAAACAGCAUUAUCUUAAAGUACAUGCAAAAAAAACAUACGCAUGUACUCGUUGUGAAAAAAGUUUCUCUACUGAAUCAGCGAAAGAAGGUCAUAUGAGAAUAUGUGGAAUUGAAUUUGCAUGUUCUUGUUCAAAAAGUUAUACAUCCUAUGAAGCCUUGCUCACACAUGCAAAACGAGCUUUACACACAAUAAAUGAUAAAUAUAAAAAUUCCUUGAGACGCACAAAUUCUAAGACAAUGAGAUUGAUUUUAUCAACUAGUCAAACUGAAAUAAAUAAACUAGUUACAAUACUACCAACAAAUCAAAAUGAAAAUAGAAUAUCUAAUCGUAAUAAUGAUUCCACGCAGAAACUUACAUCAGAUAUUGGUAUACAAACUGAGGAAUACAAAAAGAACAAAAGAAUAUCAAGUCCAUUAAAGUACGUUAACAAUAAUGGAAAGCGUGGAAUAUCUAAACAAACACAGACAAAUGUCUCUCAAAGAAUUAAACAAAAUGUAAUGUCUAUGAAAACACAAACGCAAGCUUCACAGACAUUUAAGAAUUCGCUAAAGAUUCAGAAAGAUGGAAAAAAUUCUGUAUCUCAAAAUUCUGAUUAUACACUGUUAAAGGAAGACCUUAAUCUUGGCAACUUUACAGCCUCAAAUUUAUUUCCUAGUAGUCCAUUACCACUUCGUCAUGAUGAUGGAUUACAAGAUUUUUGGGAAGAUAAAAGUACAUCAGGCACUCAAACAAUACCUGAAAAAGACAUGUUUGAAGCUCUCAAUGAUAAUGUUACUCAGACAGAGUUUGAAACAUUUUAUGACCAUAGUACAAAUUCAUUAAUACAAUGUACUCCAAAGAGUACAGUUGCUUUGAUGACUUUACCUUAUGUUGAAGAAACGUCGACCGUUGUUGAAGGAUAUUCCUUUGUAUCCUCAAAUAGCAUGUCACGAUCAGAUCCCAUGCUUACAGAUAAAACUUUUGAUGAUAAAUUUAGCAGUAUAGAAACUCAAACUGAACAAGCUUAUUCACAAUCAUUUUUUGAUUCAGAUCCUUUAACCAGAUCAUUCGCUCUAAGUUCUACCAUUGAAACACAAACUACAAAUAAUCUUGAUAACAUGGAACAGCUAUUAUAUAGUAAUACAUGCACACAAACAUGUAACGAAAUACUACCGACUGAUCUAGGAUUAUCUAACAUUCAAACACAAACACCUUGGACUCAACUCGAGGACACUACUGUCUCUGCUGAAACGCAGACAAAAUCCUUGAUAUGUGAAACAGGUUGCAAUAUUUCAAUAGGUGCAUGUCGUUCCUGGUUGAGUACUCAAACUAGUCACACUGAAACACAAACUGAUUUACUUAGUAUUUUUGAAGGCCUCCAAUAA
This is a messenger RNA of Heterotrigona itama, 1871 nucleotides long. NCBI's taxonomy places the organism in Eukaryota, Metazoa, Arthropoda, Insecta, Hymenoptera, Apidae. The record is from the annotation of a GenBank genome assembly.